CAGGAUGCUUCCCAGCUUUGUUGACAGCAUCUGCUGGUUCACUGGGGGCUGGCUGAUUUACCUUCUUCUGUCUACUGUUUUUCGCGCUGCCUACAAUCUGUGGCUACAUCCUGCGCGGAAAUUCCCUGGACCGCGCUCCUGGGCUGCCUUCCAUAUCUUCAAAGACCUGACUUGUGCUCAGGGCAACAUUGAUAGUCGGCUCUGUGAACUUCACGCCCAGUACGGUCCAGUGGUUCGCAUAUCUCCCGAUGAACUGUCAUUCGUCGACGAACGGGCCUGGAGAGACAUCUAUGCGCACCCCAAUUACUUAGCCAAAUGGCCGCGCUUUGCCUUCGUCCACAACAAGCCAGACACACCGGCGGAUAUUAUCAAUUCUACACACGCUGACCAUGCACGCAUUCGCCGGCAGCUUUCACACGCCUUCUCUGAUAAGGCCCUGCGUGAACAGGAAGGUUUAAUCACAGGUUAUAUUGACCUGCUGAUCGCAAAACUCUCUGAUAUUGCGGUCAGCGGUGCAUCCGUCAACAUGGUCAAGUGGUAUAACCUUACAACUUUCGAUGUUGUCAGUGACCUGGCCUUUGGACAAUCAUUCUCCUCUCUGAGUGAGGGUGAGUACCAUCCAUGGGUGGCAUCCGUCUUCAAAAACAUCCGCGCUUUCAAUGUAGUCCGAUCAUUCGCCACCUACCCUGGGGCUAAAGCCAUCAUUGGGCUGCUAGCCUCGUCUGAUCUACGACGGGCGCGUGAAAUCCACAAGGAAUACAGUGUUAACACUGUGAAAAAACGUCUGGCAAAAGGAGUCAUGGAAGAGCGUCGUGAUUUCAUCGCCUAUACACUCAAACACAAGGAUGAGGCCGGUACUGGUCAGGGAAUGACCGAAGGCGAGAUCAUCCGCACGGCUAGCACGCUAAUAAUGGCCGGGUCUGAAACGACAGCAACCGUCCUGUCUGGUCUCACUUACUUCCUGACCUCGAAUCCAGAUGCGCUCCGUAAGGCCACAGACGAAGUCCGCAAUGCAUUCCAGAGUGAAAGCGAGAUCAACUUCACAAAUGCCUCCACGCGUCUGCCGUACUUGCUGGCCUGCUUUGACGAGACGCUACGCAUGUAUCCACCAGUGCCCUUUCUCUCGCCUCGACUCACUCCUCCCGGCGUGACCUAUAUCGCUGGACACGAGGUCCCUGGCGGCAUGGGAGUUGGAGUCGCCCGCUUUGCUACUACACAAGACCCUAGUAUGUUCUUCGAGAGCGAUCGCUUUCACCCCGAGCGCUGGUUUGAAUCUGCCAAGGACCCGAGCUCGCCUUUCUACCACGAUGCCCGCGGCUGCUUCCAGUCCUUCUUAGUUGGGCCAGGUGCCUGCCUGGGCCGGAACCUCGCGUACCAUGAGAUGCGAACCAUUAUGGCGCGGAUCCUGUGGCGAUUCGACCUCGAACUCUGCUCAGAGAGCAAGGGCUGGGUAAAGGGACAGAAGAGCUACGUGAUUUGGGACAAGCCACAGUUGAUGUGCCGACUGUCGCUUCGCAAAUGAGAACUCUGUGAUGCAAGAUAGGAAUCGUAAAAAGAGAUA
This is a messenger RNA of Aspergillus alliaceus, 1561 nucleotides long. Its product is annotated as cytochrome P450. NCBI's taxonomy places the organism in Eukaryota, Fungi, Ascomycota, Eurotiomycetes, Eurotiales, Aspergillaceae. Gene Ontology annotation, molecular function: monooxygenase activity; iron ion binding; heme binding. The transcript is spliced from 4 exons. The record is from RefSeq and is a predicted model, not a curated record. Bases 5 to 1522 code for a protein of 505 amino acids.